AUGAUAAAAAAAGUUCAAAAGGUUCUUAAUGGUUUAAAAGAAAAUACAAAUAUGUCUUUUGUUUAUCAAGACGAAAUUUUAUAUAAAUUAGCAUCUAUUCCAUAUGGAAAGACUAAACGUAAAUUAUUUUAUAUUUCAUCAACUAUGAUCAAAUAUUUACUUAUUUCUUAUCAUAAUAAUUCUCUUAUUGGUGGAUAUUUUGCAAUUCGACGAACAUCAGAAAAACUGAAACAACAGUUUUGGUGGCCCGAUAGACCACUAUUACUUCCAGAUAACUAA
Adineta steineri is the source of this 279-nucleotide messenger RNA. The record is from the annotation of a GenBank genome assembly. Lineage: Eukaryota; Metazoa; Rotifera; Eurotatoria; Adinetida; Adinetidae.